Trypanosoma conorhini is the source of this 7617-nucleotide messenger RNA. Its product is annotated as kinesin K39. Bases 1 to 7617 code for a protein of 2538 amino acids. The record is from RefSeq and is a predicted model, not a curated record. The transcript has a single exon. NCBI's taxonomy places the organism in Eukaryota, Euglenozoa, Kinetoplastea, Trypanosomatida, Trypanosomatidae.
AUGAGCAGGGAACCACUUGAAGUGGGCCAGCAUCCCUCGGAGGAUUACGUUGAUGUCGACUGGGCGGCUCUUGUCGCACUUCCUUUUGAUGAGUGGGAGCAUGCACAGCACACUCCUGCGCUCACUGCGUGCGUUCAGAAAUUGUGCAAAAUGAAGUGGAGUUUAGAUGAUGAACAUUUUUCACAGCCACAUUAUACAACUGCUAUUAUGCGUUUGCUGCGUCUAAUUUCCGUGCACUUUCAGCUCAAUUUAGAACGUCUUCAGCGGGAAAAGGAGGAUCUCGAGACCUCCGCGUCUGCUGCCCGAAAUGCCGAGGAUGCUGUUCGGGCUCAUGUAGAGCUACUGCGGAGCGAAAAUAAUGAACUUCGGGCAUUAAUGGAGAAGAAGGGGUUUAACGAGGGUGAGGCAAAGGAAGCGGUUUCCUCCCUCCAUCAAGAUUCCGGGACAGAAAAGAGACACAGCAGAGAGAAAUUGGCCAAGUCUGCACGAGAAUUAGACAGUUUGCGACAAGAAAACAAUGAACUUUGUCAUGUGAUUAAACGCUUGAAUGCAGAAAAGCGACAUAUCGUGAGUGAAGAUAAAAAGUUUCGCCUCGAAUAUGAGCAUCUUGUCGCAAAGCACAAACGUCUUAUAGAGAAUGCUAAAAAGACGGAUGAGAUGUUGCGGGAAUUGCAGCGUUCAGAAGAGGUGAGGGGGCGAGAUGAGGAAGGUGAACUGCAUCGACUGCGUCAUCGUGUGCGGACCCUUCAGCAGGAAAAUUAUAAUCUGCUCCAGUCACGUGACCGUGCAGAGGAGCUUUGCGAAAGGCGGGAGGCAGAGGCACUACGAGACAUGACCGAGCUGCAGCAGCUUCACCAGGAUAUCGUUGAGGAGGAAAAGCAACAUUCCCAGGAGCUCGCGAUGGAGUUGGAAAAAGUCCAGAAGGAGAGCCAAAAACGCAUGGAGGAGAGCGUUCAGGGGCUUCAACAAUCGUUAAAAAAGUUGGAGGAAGAAAAUUCUACGCUGCGGAAACGGUUAGAACGGCGCUUUGUUGCGGGGCAUCGCUCAGAGCGUGACACCACGGAAGACAGUGCGACCGUGGUGCAAAAUUUAUUAUCUGGCAGUACAAGCGUAUUAUCCGUUUUACCAAAUGUCUCUCCUUAUUCUAAACUUGAGCCGGGCAACCGCACCCGACAAAAACUGUUCGCGGACCGACAGCAACUUCAACAGGAGAAUGAUCGACUGGCAGCAGAGUUGCAGCAGAUGGAAAUUCGAGCCGAGGCACGAGACGCCGAAGUUAUUAAAAUUCAGCACCUUUUGAGUGAGUACGAGCGCGGUAAUGAAGGGCUUCGCCGCCUACGCGGUGAGUUGGCCGACGCUAACCGAUCCAUAGAACUUUUUCAAGAUGAAAAUGCGCAGCUGCGCGAGAGACUUAACGCGAUGGAGGAUUCCUUAACCUUUUCGGCAGCGCUGCAGGAGUUGUGCAUCCGCAUCGGUGUUACACAAGAGGAAAUUGAUCGUCUUCGUCCCAAGAAUACACCACUCUUUAGUGAGGUGGAGACGCUGCGCGAGGAGGUUGCCACCUUAAAGGAUGAGGUGGAGUGGCUGGAAAAGGAGCGGCGACACUGGAUGGACAAGGUUCGUUUGCAGCCGCUGCUUGACACAAAGCUUCGGCUCGAGUUGGGCCUUUCGCCGGAGCAGCUGAAGCAGCUGGACCACAUGGUGGAUCAGAUGAGGUCGGGCAGACUUGUUGUCGAAGAGGAUGGGGAUGAUAAUUACAAGGAGAAGUACUUUCACGAGCUGCAGCUUCGGCGAAAGGAGAUGGAGCAUUUCAACGACUUUGUUCGACACCGAAUUGAGGAAGCUCUGCGAGAAGCGCUUGGGAAGACUGAUUUAAACUCGGCUCCUGACGCCGCUUCAGCGUUGCAUACUCUGCGGGAGCGUUUUGACUUCAUCGCCGCCCGUCCACUAAUGGACUCGGCACAAGAGCCGCCACUGGACGCCGCACAGCUGCGUAUGCAGCUUCGCAGCGCAGCCCAACUUCUGGAGCAGUCGGAGCUGACCAUCAAGGACAAUGCUGCCUGCCAAGCGGUGUUGCGUGAGCAAUUGGCAGCUGUGACCGCAGAGCGGGAUAUGCUGAUAGACGAACGCGAUCGAUACCGUACCGCGGUGUUUGAGGCACUCGGCGUCACACCGUCCGCUGUGCCCACCGUUGAACGGCGUGAAGCAAAUGCGGAAACUUUAGCGACACCCUCGGAAGCCGCACCUGUUUCGGGGGUAGCCAGUGAAGCACCCCCGUCACCGGUAUUGCCGGAAAUGCAAAAGAAUAAUGUGCAUGCCGCGCGAGCUGUUCCUCUUGGCGCCAUCUCCCGCACCUUCGAGGAGCAACUGCGGGUGAAGGAUGGGCUUAUCGCUUCCCUUAAGGCCGCCAUCGAGGCGGCACGGAAGGAGGCGGCGGAGCACCAGGCGGCGGAGGUGAAAGCCACGGAGCGGCUUUCAGAGGUGUCUGCGGCGCGGGAGGAUCUCCGGAAUCAGGUCGCUGCCAUCCAACAAAUGAACGAGGAGCUUAGCGGGAAAUUGGAGGAAAAAACGAGGCUGCUCGAGGAUCUCCAGCAAACGGUGCAGCACCUCGAGUCUGACAACACCCGGCAACUCCUUCAGAAGAUAGUUCUGCUACGACAACGUGAAGGCAAGUUAUUAGAGCGUUUGCGUCGUGUGCGAGAAACACAAGAAGAGGCGGUGCGGUCGGAGCAGACGCUGCGAGAGUAUGUCAAUACCACCUUCAAAUCGCUAAAGGAGGCGUUGGAGGAUACUUCCACUGGCUUCGUUCUCCCACGUUCUUCCGGCGGGGUGUGCGUGGAGAAUGACCUCCUUGACGACGUCCGGCAGCGUCUUGACGGGGCACUACGAGGAAAACUCUUUAAGGAGGACUCUGCAUACCUUCUGCAGCUUCGCCAGGUCUAUCGCAGCGUGGAGCACGCCGAAGAGGAGAACGCCCUCAGAGUCGACGAGAAGCGUCGACGAAAGCAGGUGGAAGAGAUGGAACAGGAGAUCAGUGAAUUGCGCACCGAGUUGGAGGGGCUCCGGAAGGUGCGGGAAGCGGCUCCAGGGACGCAGGGCGGUGACGCCUCCCAGGCCGCAAGGUGGGAAACGGAGGCCACCACGUGGCGUCAAAAGUGUAGCCUCUACAUGAAGCGUUGCGAGGACAGGGAGCGAGAGGUGUCCACACUCGAGGCUGAAAUUGCUGAGACCCGGGAGGAGUUGGCGUUGCUGCAGGAGCACCUGCACAACAGCGGCGGCGGCAGUCGAGGCGAUGCGAUGGCUUGUGUCACACGGUCAGUAGGAGCUCUCCCCCAGGAGCGUCAGCAGCAGCAGCAACAGCCGACACAGGAAGAACAUGUGGAAGGGCCAUCACCACCACCACCAUCAUCAUCAUCAUCAUCAUCAUCACCGCCACAAAAGCAGCAAUUGCAACUCCAGCAGCAACCUGAAAUGAAACAAGUCGUCCACGGCAUCACUGCGGAUGGCAAGCUGCGGCAGCUAGAGCGUGAUGUUGCUCGUUUGAAGUCUAUCAAUUUAGGGCUCCUGCAUCACUCUCUCGAUUUACAAGGGGAGUGCAAGCGUCUUGAGAUUCAGCUUGAGUCCACAAAGCAGGAGCUCUCGCUGGUGCGAGACGCGGGAGACUCACGAAAGGUGAGCGACUUUGUCUCAGCUGCUAUUCAACAGCACGCAGCGUUACGCCGGCAGAGUGAAUUGGCGUUGCUUCGGGCAAAACGGUCUCGAAUGCAACUUUCCGCCACAGAGGCCAAUCUGCGUGUAGCCGUAAAUGAGGCUACCGCGUACAGGCUUAGUGCUUUCCGCCUCUACCGGACCUAUGUUUCACAGAUGGUCGCAGUCUUGGACUACGUUCGUGGCCGGCAACGAGACACUAAAGGGGCAAUGUCCCCGCAUCGUGUGGCGAUGAUGCACCAACGUUUCAUUAACGCCAUGACGGACCUUGAGCGAAGCCAGAGCCAGCAGCAGGAGAUGGCGGCAAGGCUCGCUGAGAGUGGCGGAAUGGUGACGCUUCUUCAGCAGCAAUUAGACCUUCUCAACACCAAGGACGCCGAGGAGCGCGAAGACGCACUUCAUGCCAAACUGCUCUCGUCACUUGCUGCAGUUCGCGAGAAAGACAUGCAGCUUGUAGAGCUGCAGGAGGACUAUCAGUACGCGCAGCAAAAGUUGAAAAGGGCGGAGUCGCACAUACGGCAGUUGAACGAGGAAUUGACCCGGCUGGAGUUGCGGGCGACUGGUGGUGUCUCGCUUAACGAAGACAUCUUGCAGCGGCUCUUGCAGUUGAAGGAAACGGUCUUUGCGAAGGUGGAGUCGCCGGCACUCGUUGUGCAAUCGGGUGGCCUGCAAGACGUUGCUGACAGGGGCACCGACGCCGCCAUUCGAGAGUAUAAAACGGCUCUUGACAAGCAGGCUGAAUUGGCGCGGGAAUGUAGUUCGCUUAAAAAGCGACUUGACGGCGAAACCGCGGAGGCCCAGCGGGCCCGUGCUGAGGCGGAGUCCCUGAAGGAGGAACUGAAUCGCCUGCAGGAACGUCUGCAGUACACGCAGCGGCAGUUGGAGGAGGAGCGCCAAAAGGCUGAGGAGCGCGAGCGGCGAAUUAUACGCUCACACGAGGCACAAGCCGAGGUAACGCGACGCGCCGCAGAGCACAACAGCCAUUGCCUUCAGGACAUGCUGCAGAAUAAGGAGGCAUGCAUCAAACAACUCCAGGACCAGCUUCAGGUGGAGCGAAGAAAGUAUCUUGAGUACCAGCUUGAGGAAUCCUCACGCAUGGAGCGCCUACACGACCACCUCUUUAGGGAGAAUAAUGCCAUGAUGGAACGCUUCCGCGAGGCAAUUGACGGUGUCACGGAUAACUCCGCGUACGACCCAGCGGCACAAGGGGCGUCUGUGAGUGACGCGUCUCCUGAUGGCCUUGCGGCACAACUUGCCCUGCUCACGAAAGAGACACUGCGUCUAAAGGCGGAAUUAAAGGACGCGCGCAUGACAAAUGUUAUGCUUGAGGCUCAGCUAAACGAUCAGGUUGCAAAGGCGCAGAAUCAACUGCUGCAGCAAGAGUCCACUCAUGGCGGCAAGCAGGUGGCACAACGAGAGCUCCCGGGCGAGGCUUCAGUGGUUGGUGUCAUUGCUGACCAGAAUGCCAUUAUAGAGAGUUUGCGACAGCGAGAGUUUACUCUCACCUCUGAGCUGCAGCGGUAUAGAAAUGAGCGUGACCUGAUGGAGCGACAGCUGCACGAGGCCCGCCAGCUUGUAGUGGAACAGGGUGGGGCACUGAAGAGCGUCACCGCGGUGGGCGUGACGGAUCCGUCGGUGGAGCAAGAAUUACGGGUGCAGCUGGCCUUUGUGGAGAGCCAGCUCUCAGAGACGCGGGCGCAGCUGGAGGAAGAGCGGCAAAGUGCGCGCCGACUGCAGGCGGACACCAGCCAAUGGCGAUCCCAUCUCGAUGCCCUGCGUGAGGAAGUUGUACAGCAGCAGGCUGACGUUGAGCGCGCUCGGCACCUUGUCGCUAUGAACGAAGGCCUUAACGCCGACGUGCGGCGGAUGGAGGAGCAGAACGAGAAGCUCAUCCUUGCAACCAAAAUGUUGAAGGAGAAGUUGAUUGAGCAGGCACAACGGCACGGGGAUGAUUCCCGCAGACAACAGCACGAAAUUGCGUUGGCGCAGCGGAUGGGGUCGAUUCAGUUGGAAUCCACGGAGCAGCUGAGGGCCGUGAAUGAGCGGCUGCACACGAUUCAGCGGGAGCUUGAGGGGAAGGUCCUCCGGGAGGAGGAGGCCCUCAGAAAGCACGAGGAGGCACAGCGGGUGGCCUACGACCUGCACCGACAGCUGCAGGAGCGGGAGCGAGAGAUAUUGCGUCUCAAGCGCGAGUUGGCUGCUCGUCCUGCGUCGUCGUCGACUGGAGUGCGAGGCGGCGGCGCAGAGGGAACGCAAGAACUGCAGACUGCGCAAGAGGGGAGGCGGGUCCUUCCCGGGAAGGCGGUUGGGUCAAGGACUUCUCCGCAGCUCGAAGGAGCAGGGAAGCGAGACGACGACAAACCGCAAAGUCGGCCGGCGCAACGUUCCCCCUCCGCACCCACGCGUGGGUUGCUUGUGGACGUUGACGCGAAUGUUCUCGCCAGGCCACAGAUAGCAGCAAUGCUGCGGCGAGAGAUUGACAAGGCGCAGCGCGACAACAUGCAUGACAUAUCGUCGUUACGGGCAGAUGUGCGCCGUCUAGAAAGCGAUUUGGAAGAGGCUCGUCAACAGCUGCGUGGCGAGCGUGACACGAGCCGCUCCCUGCGUGUUAUGGUUCAAAAUGCCCGGCGAGAACUUGAGGAAAAGGAGCUUGCCAUGGCACGGGAGUCCGUGGGUCAGCAGAGACGCGCCAAGGAGCGUCAGGAGGUUGAAAGCAAAUCCGGAACGGGUUCAAGUAAACCCCCUGCCACGGAUUCUGCGGUGGUCGUUGCCCCAAUGCCAGCUACAGCUGCUGCAAGUGAGCAGGGUGAGCUUCGGCGUCAGCGGGAAGAGAACGAACAGCUCAGACGUCAGGUUGAGCGGCUAAAGAAGCGCGUGGUGGCGUUUGACAGCGUUGUCGCUGAGGCAGAGGUUUACAAGAAGGAGCUUGCAGAUCUGCGUUCUCAGCAGCUGGAGUCGGUGGAUGCAGCCCACAUGGCUUCCCCGCUUGAUGUACGUUCCUACAAGCGGAAUGUUCUCCAAUUAGAGGGCGUCAUUGACUCCCUUCGGCGCGAGCUAAGCGUCAACAAGGAGACGCAGCUGCGCAACCUGCAGCGCCGCGCCGACGAGUUGGCGGCGGAGAACCAGCGCCUGACAGCGGAGUUGGGGAGCCGCCAUCAGCUCAUGCCCACGCCGCAACUCCCGACGACGUCGUCUGGGGCGGAGAACUUGGGUGACCGUGCAGCGCUGGAGCGGGAGUUGCUGGAAAAGAACGGCAUCAUUCUGGACCUUCGCUUCGAGCGUGAGGCGCUGCAGCUCAAGGCUGGGCGUCUGGAGCGUCAUAUUGAGGACAUCCUUCGGGUGGACUCGACCAACACGAAACGCACGGGGACUUUUCAGCAGCGGAGCCGCGUGGAGGCGUUGGAGUCGGUUGUGGAAAACCUAAAGCUUGUGGUGGAGCGUCUUCAGAAGGAGAACAAAGUGCUGAAGACGAAGACAGUGAGUUUGUCAAAGCACAUGGAUCUUGUGCGAGAGCUGCGCGAACUGCGGCUAAGCGAGCAGAAGCUCCGCGAGCAUGCUGAGAUGUUAACCAAGCGUCUCUUGGGCUCCGCGCCCAGCGGAAGCGCCAUGUCCCGACAGCAUGUCACGCUCCAGCGAAGGCUGCAGACAGCCCAGGCCACCAUGGAACAGUAUGAGGCGGAGGUGCUUGAGCUAAAGCAAAGGCUUGAUGAACGCCAAGGUGUGGUGGAAGCUGAGGAGGUGAUGCCGUCGGGGCAGAAGGAGCCGGAGUCGACGCCGGCAUGGGAGGAUCGUCGCAUGGUGCAGCCAGUGCAGGCGUGGUCUUCGGACCUGCCCCCACCUCUGCCCAACCCGCCAGUGACGUUCACUGCGGGACUUCCUUCCGGUCACCACACCUACCCCCGUGCGUAA